Molecule: messenger RNA, 453 nt
Organism: Drosophila rhopaloa
Lineage: Eukaryota; Metazoa; Arthropoda; Insecta; Diptera; Drosophilidae
Exons: 2
Coding region: 136-264 (42 amino acids)
Source: RefSeq, a predicted model, not a curated record
UUUUCAGUUAUCCGUUUUGGCCGCACCAGUACACUUCAAUGAAUCUGAAAAUUUUCUAAAUUGUGUAAAUAUUAAAUUCGUAAGUUGCUUUGAGGUCACGCUUGGGUUCAAUUGGAAGACUUUUUUUUUAACACCAUGCAUUUAAUGUGCGAGCGAUUGUCUUCGGUUUUUGCGGGCGUCUUAGUAGGUUUGUGGUACGCCAAGACCUUUCCCGAGGACGACAAGGGCAAGGACAAGGGCAAGGAGAAGGACAAGAAGAAGUAGGAGCAGACGGACGAUCCACAUUACUACUCCCUUCCCACACAAACGCAGCAGAAAUCGGGAACUCAAUCGAUUUAGUAGUCGAGCCGGGAACUUCAAGCCAGUUCGACGACCUGUCAACCAGGCGACCCGACAAAGCUCAGUAUUAAUUCGACUUCACAACUUCAAUAUCAAACUCUUUCGACUUGCACA